GUCAGGAGAUCUGCACCACGGAGGGGCAGCUUGCUCCGUUCAUUGACUCUUUCGACAAUGCCAUCAUGGUCUCUGCAGAGCACUGUGCAGUGCUGCUCCUGGAGGCACCGCAUUGCCCCGAUGCGGUGGCCUCAGCCCUCCUAGCGCUGGCGGAUGUCAUGAGGACCACGGCCUGGCAGCAGUCGAACAGGUACUACCAGUUCACCUCAGAAAUGCCUAGAAGUCAGCCACCGGAGCGGGAUGCCGAACGGCUUUUGCAGCGGGCAGAGGCAACGGUGCGAUCCCAAUCUGCGCGAUGGCCUUGGCUGACCACGCGGUGGCCCGUGUGGCGUCUGCUGGACCGCCUUGGUGCAGCAGAGGCCGUGAACGUCAGCUCUGGCAGCAGUUGGUUUUGGAUGUAUGUCUUUCCUCACAGGGUGCGCUCCGACGGCAUCAUCUCCAACCGGAUCCGUGCCACGUCCAAGGCAUAUUGUCUGCAGCUCUUCCAGGACGAGGUCCGGCGGCUUUUGGAGCAGCCAAGGCACCGGCCCAGGAAACUACGGCUGGUCGAAGUCGGCCCACACAUAGGAGACUGCAUGCUUUGGGCUGCGGCGGAAUUUCGGGAACAAACUCGAGCAACUGCCGUCGAACCUGUGGCACAGGUCGUGUCUCUCUUUCGCCGCAGUAUUGCGGCGAAUGGCUUUGAGCCGAUCAUCGACUUACACCAUGCCUUCUGCGGUUCGGAGAAUUCCGGAGGCACGGAGGCGCCAGCCACGAUGCUCCAGCCAUCCAUUCCGUGGAUUCGCUUGGAUUCCGUGGUGGACGAGGAUGUUGAUGUCCUGAAGAUACACACGAACGGCGGAGAACGUCAAAUCCUCGACGGUGCUGAGAAGCUGUUCGUGCGACAUGAGGUUCGCGUGGUGAUCCUGCACUCAGCCGAAGCUCACCAGCUCUGGCCAUCGACCACCUUUUUAUUGCAUCGGAACUACGACGUCACCGUGGAUGGGCGGAGGAUGUCUCAAUCCGGUGAAGACGAAGCUUGGCUCCGGACCCGUGUGGCGGAAGUCGGAGGGCUACAGCUUCAUGCAUCAAAAGAGGUUAUCUCACUCCAGUUGGUGAGAACACAGAUCCAUGCCGGCAGGAUGCGCAGGGGAAGGAGAUUCCACUGGUUCUACGUCGUCCACGAGCACCAGCACAUCGUCUUCCACAACGAGCACAAGCUCAACGUCCGCCGCACCAUCACCGAUGGUGGUGACUGCCUUGCGGAUGCGGCAAAAGUUGGAGUUGACCCGGCCCUGGAAAAGCUUGGUGACUGCUUGGCGCAUGCCUGCGAAGCAGGAACCACAUCAUCCAGCUCGGCAUCAACAACAACGACAACCACAAAAGACAGUUCGCGCCCUAUGACGGAGCAAGAGAUGGAAAGGUCUUGCCCGGGAUUUGUGGACAACACAUGCAAGGAAGACAAAGUGUGCAAAGACAUCUGGCUGUGCAUGUCUACAUCCAUGAAGACAUGCAGUGAUGGCAGUGAGUGCAUCCAACGGACCGUUUCCAUCAUGCCUCCGACGCCCGCGGCGGAAGAGAUUGGCGCGUGCCUGGAGAAGGCGUGCACUGCGGGAAGCUCCACGUCGUCAACUUCGACUCCGGCCCUGACAACCACGAAGGAUUCUCGACCCAUCCACAGCGAGGAUGUGUCAGCAGCGUGUCCAGGCUUCAUUGACCAGACGUGCAGCCCCGAUUCCACAUGUGCCGACGCAUGGAAGUGCAUGGGCUCGAUGAAGACAUGUCAACAAGGGAGCCAGUGCAUUGAACAGGUGGCGAAGAUUGGUACAACCUCUGCACUUGAGGAGUUAGCCACAUGUUUGGAGAAGGCCUGUACACCGACUGAAUCCGGCAGAAUCAAGGUCGUUAUUUGA
Messenger RNA from Symbiodinium necroappetens, 1892 nucleotides. Lineage: Eukaryota; Dinophyceae; Suessiales; Symbiodiniaceae. The record is from the annotation of a GenBank genome assembly.